Syzygium oleosum is the source of this 1323-nucleotide messenger RNA. Its product is annotated as BAG family molecular chaperone regulator 2-like. The record is from RefSeq and is a predicted model, not a curated record. The transcript is spliced from 4 exons. NCBI's taxonomy places the organism in Eukaryota, Viridiplantae, Streptophyta, Magnoliopsida, Myrtales, Myrtaceae. Gene Ontology annotation, molecular function: protein-folding chaperone binding; adenyl-nucleotide exchange factor activity. Gene Ontology annotation, biological process: protein stabilization. Bases 246 to 1082 code for a protein of 278 amino acids. Gene Ontology annotation, cellular component: cytoplasm.
CAUCGUCACAUGUCCGUGCUUCGACAGGACGCGCCCCACGAAAACACAAGAGAACCACCACCACGCAGCGCUUGUGUCGGCAGAGCAACCUCGGUCAUUCCAUCUCCUAGAGAGAGAUAGAGAGAGAGUGUGUGUCCAGGACGUCACCAGCAUUUCCUCUCGUUUUCCCGAGAAAACCUGCCACGGCCCAAUCGGGAAAGCACCGAGAAGACGUCGGGUUUCGUGCGUUUUCUUUUCGGGGAGAGAUGAUGAAGAGAAGGUCUAACGUGCACGGAAGGGUGAGCGAGAGCUCCGCCGCCGCCGCGGCGGUCACGUCGUCGUCGUCGUCCUCCUCCUCGAGCGCCGCGAGCAGAGACGAGGAGGUCGAGUGGGAGAUGCGGCCGGGAGGCAUGCUGGUGCAGAAGCGGGCCGGGACCCCGGAUCUCCCCGCCCCGAACGUCCGGGUCCGGGUCGCCCACGGCGCGAUCCGGCACGAGAUCGCCGUGAAUCCCCAGGCCACGUUCGGUGAGCUGAAGAAGCUGCUGGCGGCGGAGACGGGGCUGCAGCCGGCGGAGCAGCGGCUGGUGUUCCGCGGCAAGGAGCGGGACGACGGCGAGUACCUGGACACCUGCGGCGUCAAGGACCGGUCCAAGGUCAGCCUCGUCCAGGACCCCAUCAGCAUCGAGCGCCGGCUCGUCGAGAUGCGCCGCAACGCCAAGAUCCAGACCGUCCACCGCGCCGUCUCCGGCGUCGCCGCCGAGGUCGACAAGCUCGCCGACCAGGUCUCUGCCAUCGACAAAUCGAUCGCCAAGGGAAAUAAGGUCCCGGAAGUUCAGAUCACGACGCUGAUAGAGAUGCUGAUGAGGCAAGCCAUCAAGCUCGAUGGCAUCUCCACCGAGGGCGACACCGCCCCUCUCAAGAACUUGCAGGGAAAGAGAGUGCAGAAAUGCGUCGAGACUCUCGACGUGCUGAAAGUAUCGAAUGCCAGGAUAAAGCCCGUGAUCGUCACGACAAAGUGGGAGACAUUCGAUCAUCCCCCGACAACGGUGGCAGCGCCGGCGGCAACGACUGCUGCCACGAACCCAUGGGAAUUUUUCGAUUGAUCUCUGAUAUAUGUAGUAGUAUUCCUCUUUUCUCUACGUUUCUCUUCUUUGAUUUUUGUUGUGUAAAUUGGGUUGAGAGAGACAUAAGCGAGCUGCAUGCUUGUGGGUUCAACAAAUGAAAACCUAGAGCUUUCUUUCUCUCCAUGGUCUUUUGCCAAAUAAGGGACUGGUUAUCAUACGCGCGCUAGAAAUUUUGUCAUGCAAGUAGUGAUUUAUGAAUGCUAAGAUGUUAUGCUGCACA